Carassius carassius (crucian carp) is the source of this 2484-nucleotide messenger RNA. Its product is annotated as homeobox protein Hox-C5a. The transcript is spliced from 2 exons. The coding region runs from base 386 to 1087 and encodes 233 amino acids. Gene Ontology annotation, cellular component: nucleus. Gene Ontology annotation, biological process: regulation of transcription by RNA polymerase II; anterior/posterior pattern specification. The record is from RefSeq and is a predicted model, not a curated record. NCBI's taxonomy places the organism in Eukaryota, Metazoa, Chordata, Actinopteri, Cypriniformes, Cyprinidae. Gene Ontology annotation, molecular function: RNA polymerase II cis-regulatory region sequence-specific DNA binding; DNA-binding transcription factor activity, RNA polymerase II-specific.
UAACGGUCUCGCCCUUUUUAGCCCAGACCCUUAGAUGAUUUCCAUACCGAGAAGUUAUCGGACACGUUCCCCUGUCUAUCAAUAACCUCCUGGGGAUCAAGCCAAUUUAUGAGUGGCCAGGAGCUGCACGUGAUUCCAUUUAAACAUUCCAUAUUUGGGCAUUACACGUCGUAUCAAGAAAAAAAAAGAAAAUGAUUUCCUCCACCUAUAAAUCCUGCUGUUUUUUUUUAGUACAAACCUGACGUCCUCUAGAAAUACAAAUAAAGCCCAAUAAACAAAUAAAACUUCUAAACAACUUAUGUAUACUUUAUUAGCUGGUUCUAUCUCUGCUCUGACCGAGUGCUUUUUGUGAGUCUCUCCAAGGUUACAUUGUUUUGGAAAUAGAAUGAGCUCAUACGUUGGAAAGUCGUUUUCUAAGCAAACGCAAGACGCCUCUUCUUGUAGAAUGCACACUUUUGACAACUAUGGAGCUCAUUCUGAGUUCCACGAGUCCAAUUACGCGUACGAAGGACUUGAUCUCGACGGAUCGUUCAGUUCUCAAAUCCCCUCCAACUCUUUGAAACGGGAGGCGAUAAACACAACCGACAGUGCAAGGAGCAGUGCAGCAGUUCAGCGAACACAGUCCUGUUCAGCUCUGGGCUCUCGUAGCUUUGUAAGCACUCACGGGUACAACCCCCUCAGUCACGGACUGUUGAGCCAAAAAGCCGAGGGGAAUAUGGAAGUUAUGGAGAAGCCCAGCGGCAAGAGCCGAACAGACGAUGUCAAAAUGGAGACUACUUCAGCGAUAAAACAACAAACUAAUUCGACUCAGCGUCAGAACCAGUCGCAGCCGCAGAUAUAUCCGUGGAUGACAAAGCUACACAUGAGCCACGAAUCUGAUGGUAAAAGGUCACGAACCAGUUACACCCGGUACCAGACACUGGAGUUGGAGAAAGAAUUCCAUUUCAACCGAUACCUCACACGUCGCAGACGUAUCGAGAUUGCCAAUAACCUCUGCUUGAACGAGCGCCAAAUUAAAAUUUGGUUCCAGAACCGUCGCAUGAAGUGGAAGAAGGACUCAAAGUUGAAAGUGAAAGGAGGACUAUAAUAACUUGGUGUACGGCCUCAGCUUGAAAAUAAAGGCAGUGUUAAGUUGUACUGAAACAACAAACGAUUUAAAAUAGAUUUUCUUGUUGACAACAGUUGAUGUCUUUCAUUUGUCUACAAUAUCAUGUUGUUAUGUGAAUAUGUCCAUAUCUUCAAUAUUUAUUGAUAGUGCUCCCUCCUCAGAGCGCGGGAGGUGCUUAUUUGAAUAAUGUAUGAGCUUAAACUUUAUUUGAAUAUGCUUUACUAAAAUCACUUGUAUCUGUAACUUACAUAAUAUACCAAGGCCUGCAUCCAGUUACGUUGACUUAAAUGUAAGUGCAAAUAAUGUGGUGCUUUGCUUGAACAUUCAUCAAUUUGACAAUUGCAUUUUGAUGGGACUUGUCUUUUAUCCAUUGUACGUUCUGUCGUUAAUACAACUAUAAUAUCAACACAAGGAUGGUAAACCGCACGUGAUGACAAUGCAACACAUAAAGUGUCAUAUUAAUCCCUGUGUAUCAUGUUGUCUGUCAGCCAGCAGCCAAAUGGUAAUUUUCUCUUGACGAUUAUGUCUGUUUAAAUACUGUGCAAUCAGAAUAUUUUGCUCUUUUACUGUGUUUUGGGGGACUAUUUUUUCAGACAGGUACCUUGAAGUUUGUUUCUAUAUAGUCUACACUCUAAGAGCAUAUAUAGGACAACCUGUAACGACUGUAAGGAGUGGCUUAUUGAUACGUCUCAUUCCAAACAAGCAUACGACCUACUUUUGUGUGAAAUGCAUUGUUCUAUGAUCCAUUAUUUCUGUUAUUCCAACCGAUUGUUUUCGAGGUUUCACUGCUAAGCCACGUCGAUAAUUUUCCAGUCAGUAAUGUAUUAUAACAGUAAUAAGAUUAAAUUUUCAAUAGUGGCAACAUAUCAGAAAGUUUCCUCACUUCUGGGUUAAAAGCCAUCUGUGUCCAAUAAAACGUCCAAUGUGGUAUCAUUGUAAAUAAACUUGAUUAACCGUAAAGAAUAUCCUAUUGUUAACAUUAUUUUUUUGUCUGUUGAAGCAACAGAAAAAAGGAGUCUUUCUUUACACUAUGCAUUUUUUUACUCAAGGCCCUUUGAUAAAAGAGUUAAGAGAGAAAAUCGUUUAAUAUCUCGCGAAUUGAAUAUGAUUUUGAUAAAUAUUCGUGUGUCCAUCGAGGACCAAUCUGAAUGUGUAUACUUCCACUGAUGAGACAUGAUUGAACCUUAACGCUCUGGUCACUUAUUUACAGUAGCCCUUAAACGGAGGCACAUAAAACUUUAUGACCCCAAUAAACUUUUACAGCACUUCCUCUCACCCAUUAGAUACUGACAACUGUUUCCUUUUUUAACAGAUCGGCGGAAAUUUACACAAACAUUUCAAAGUGACGUUUUGGUACACAGAACUAAAAAAAGAAA